Molecule: messenger RNA, 2172 nt
Organism: Helicoverpa armigera (cotton bollworm)
Lineage: Eukaryota; Metazoa; Arthropoda; Insecta; Lepidoptera; Noctuidae
Product: aladin
Exons: 6
Coding region: 103-1527 (474 amino acids)
Biological process (GO): nucleocytoplasmic transport
Cellular component (GO): nuclear pore
Molecular function (GO): protein binding
Source: RefSeq, a predicted model, not a curated record
GUACUAACAUCUGUCAGUGAAGUGUCAAAAUAUUUGAAAUUUUGUGAUCGCUGCGGUAUUGCGCCGGCCGUUUAUGACAAACAUUUCAAUAAAACAAAGAUAAUGUCUGCUUUUCAUGGAUUUCCCGAACUCCCGGGGGCAGAUGAAAUCCCCUUCUGCAAACUAAACGAGGUUUUCUGCUGUGGGAACGCACGAUAUGGAAAUAUAACGACGUUUACAAACUCGACAAAAAGCCAUCCAGUUAUCAACGUGACACGUGAUAUUCACCACCACAGAACGUCCGACGAGAACAUUUCUAUGUACAUUGACGUUGAGGACAAUUUACUCAAGAAAAUAACAAGUGUGUGGUACAAACAGGGGUUUUUGGAAGCCCUGGCCGUCGCCGCAGACCCCUCAGUGAACCAGGAGAGCCAGGUGCUCGCCGUCGCCGCGUCAUACGUGUUGAAAGUAGCGAAUGUGUUCACAGCUUUCAGAUACUUUUUACAGCCACAUUUGAAGGAUAUAGGACCUAAAAUCGUUGCUAAUUACUCUAGGACUAGAAGUUGGGGGAACGGGCCAAUAAAAUGUAUAGCUUGGCAUCCUCAUACUACAAAAAUGGCUGUGGCUACCGUAGAUGACAACGUAAGGAUAUAUUGUUCAGAAGUUGCAUUUGUUUCUACGCUAAAAUGUAAGGCACAAGGUCAUGUGUCCUCGUUGAGUUGGAGGCCGUUCUCAGCUUCUGAAUUGGCCGUGGGAUGUGAACAGGGUGUCAUUGUGUGGACGGUGGACCCUAAUUCAAUGUUUACCAAGCCAUCUUCUAGCAAUGCUGUGGUUUUGAACAGGCCAGGCCACAGUCCUGUCACCGACGUGAGCUGGUCUCCCAACGGUGACUUGCUGAUCAGCUGCUCAGGUGCUGACACUUCCAUGCUAGUGUGGGACGUGUCUAUGGAGACUGCGGUUCCUCUACGAAGAGUUGCAGGCGGUGGCAUUGUGUUUGCACGAUGGUCAUUUGACGCCAGCAAAGUCUUUGCUGCUACUUCUUCUAUUAUAUUUAGAGUAUGGGACACAAAACGCUGGACGCCGGAGCGUUGGUGCGCUCGCGGCAACCGCGUGGUGGCCGCGUGCUGGGGGCCCGGAGAUGUGCUGCUGUUUGCCGCUAAGGGAGAACCUAUGGUGUAUGCUCUUACUAAUACUGGGCUCAUGAGUGGAUCACAAACCAGCAAAGCCCUGCCAGUCCUGGACGUAACAAAGGUGGAGCUACCAUCCGGAGACUCAGUGGGAGGACCCAUACUGGACAUGUGCUGGGACCCGACUGGCAGAUACCUGGCCAUACUGUUUGAAGAGUCACAUUUAGUCACCGUGUUCUGUACCACCAAGCUUAUGUUGCAGCUUAAGAUUACGCCUUGUUGCUUCAUCUGCGGCAUAGAAGUCGAAGUCCCAUCGACCAUGGCAUUCCAACACAACUUCAGCGAAGGAGCCUGUCUUACCAUUGCUUGGUCCAGCGGUAGAGUGCAGCACUUCCCCAUUAUAUAUACCGAUACGUAUUAGUUUGUUUGUUUGCUAGUUUGUGACGUAUGUGUAGGUGAAGUAAGCUAAAUAAAUACUGCAGGGACAUAUUUUCUUAUAGAAAAUUUACGAUAUGGGACUAAAACGCCAGUUGACAGAGUCUGUAUAGGUGCUCGAGAAUAAAGAGCAUUUGCAGGUGGAUGGAUGGAAAAUACUGACACCAGGGCUUGUUAGGUGAUCAAACCUGCAGUUCACCCUAUAGGAAGAAGAAAUAACAAUUUAUUUUUGGUUAAAUAUUGUUCUUCAAUCCUUGUUGCAGUAGAAAUGGAAGUCGUGUCGAUCCAACUUUAAUUAUUCACACUUAUAAAACAGACCUGAAAGGUACCUAUUUAUUAAGCUUGCUUGUGUUUGAAAUCAGAGUAAAAUAAGGUGUAAGGAAAUAGUAAAUAGUAAAUCUUGCUUACUAAAAAGAACUGCCACUACUUUGUAAACUUGGGCAAAAUUUUGUCCUGGUCUAGGUAAAUGUCUGACAAAAAAUAAUAUUCUUGUGGACUCAUAAGCCUUAAGGCACACACAAUGUAAUAAGUUUUAAGACAAAAAAAUAAUAUAAUACUGCCAAAAUGUGUUGUAAUAUUAAAAUGUAAAGAUAUUUAUACUGCAAUAAAACAAUAUAAUUCAAAUGCGAUU